AUGGAAGAAGCUACAACAGCCGUACAAGAACUAAGUAUCAAUUCAGGUUCAAUUCAUCCUUGCCAACUAUUCUCAAGUGAUAGUUAGUUCAAAUCAGACAUUCUUAAAUCAUCGUUUGGAGUGGCAACUGUUGCCAGAUACUAACAUCAAUCUCAAUCCUAGGUAUUCAAGUGCGUUGUGAUUGUUGAUGCCGAGAAUGAGGCAGGUGAAGCAAGAGAUUUGCAACCAAGAGACUUAAACACCAUUUACGCCGAUUACCAUGAUGAAAUAGAUUCUGACCACUAUUUCAACUGGAGAUGGUUUGUAGAUGUAGACGGAAAGGAUGUUAAAUUACUUACUGUUGAGGAUUUGAUUGAGGAACCCCUUCCAGAAAAUAAAGGUGGCGAAUUCAAGGUUACUGAACUAUUAUGGACAGAGGGAGCCCAAGAAGAGGUAAAAGGUCUAGACAUUACUUGGAGAUUGUUCAGAAAAGGAAAAUCUGCUGAGCACUUCAAAGUUGUCACUCUUGAAUGA
Molecule: messenger RNA, 513 nt
Organism: Stylonychia lemnae
Lineage: Eukaryota; Ciliophora; Spirotrichea; Sporadotrichida; Oxytrichidae
Source: the annotation of a GenBank genome assembly